This is a messenger RNA of Medicago truncatula (barrel medic), 1806 nucleotides long. Its product is annotated as heat shock cognate 70 kDa protein. Lineage: Eukaryota; Viridiplantae; Streptophyta; Magnoliopsida; Fabales; Fabaceae. The coding region runs from base 1 to 1806 and encodes 601 amino acids. The record is from RefSeq and is a predicted model, not a curated record. Gene Ontology annotation, molecular function: ATP binding; ATP-dependent protein folding chaperone. The transcript has 3 exons.
AUGGUGAAAAAAUACGAAGGAUGUGCUGUGGGAAUAGACCUGGGAACAACAUAUUCUUGUGUUGGUGUGUGGCUUGAUGAACACAAUAGAGUUGAGAUUAUUCACAAUGACCAAGGUAACAAAACCACACCUUCUUUUGUUGCUUUCACCGAUGACCAAAGGUUGAUCGGUGAUGCUGCUAAGUAUCAAGCUGCCACCAACCCGCAAAACACUAUCUUCGAUGCUAAGAGGUUAAUUGGUAGGAAGUUUAGUGAUUCUGUUGUUCAAAAUGAUAUGAUGUUUUGGCCAUUCAAGGUCAUUGCUGGCGUCAAUGACAAGCCCAUGAUUGUUGUUGAGUAUAAGGGUGAGGAGAAGCAACUAUGUGUUGAGGAAGUUUCGUCUAUGAUCCUCACCAAGAUGCGGGAGAUUGCUGAGAAAUAUUUGCAGUCAGAGAUAAAAAAUGCAGUUAUUACUGUGCCUGCUUAUUUCAAUGAUUCUCAACGGAAAGCCACUUUAGAUGCUGGUGCCAUUGCUGGUCUUAAUGUUAUACGAAUAAUCAAUGAACCAACAGCUGCUGCUCUUGCAUAUGGCCUUGAUAAGAGAACUAAUUACGGUGGAGAAAAAAAUAUUUUCGUCUUCGACCUUGGUGGUGGCACUUUCGAUGUGUCUAUCUUAACAAUCAAAGAUAAGGUCUUCCAAGUUAAGGCCACCGGUGGAAACACUCACCUCGGAGGAGAGGACUUUGAUAACCGAUUGGUAAACUACUUUGCAGAGGAGUUUAAGAGGAAGAACAAAGUGGAUAUUACUGGAAACUCAAGGGCCUUAAGAAGGUUGAGAACUGCGUGUGAAAGGGCCAAAAGGGGCAUCGACUUCAUUUCAUCACUUACUCGGGCCAAGUUUGAGGAAAUCAAUAUGGAUAUUUUUAAUGAGUGUAUGAAGACCGUUGAGAGUUGUCUUGUUGACGCUAAGAUGGACAAGAGUAUUGUAAAUGAUGUUGUCCUUGUUGGUGGGUCUUCUAGAAUUCCCAAAGUGCAACAACUAUUGCAAGAAGUUUUCAUGGGAAAGGAUUUGUGCAUGAGCAUCAACCCUGAUGAGGCUGUUGCUUACGGUGCAGCUGUCCAGGCUGCUUUGUUGAGCGAAGGCUCUAAGAGUGUUCCAAACUUGGUGCUGCAAGAUGUUACACCGUUGUCUCUUGGUAAGGCAGUAAUAGGAAAUGUCAUGAGUGUGGUGAUUCCUAGGAACACUUUGAUUCCCAUCAAGAAGAGGAGAGAAUAUUAUACAGUUUGCGAUAACCAAUCCGAAGUCUUCAUUGAGGUUUAUGAGGGUGAAAGACCAAGAGCCAGUGAUAACAAUCUGCUCGGUUCAUUUUAUCUUUCAAACUUUCCCCCUGCUCCUUCCGGCUAUCCUUUUGAUGUAUAUUUUUCUAUUGAUGAAAAUGGUAUUUUGACCGUUUCUGCUACUGAAAAAUCCACGGGCAAUAUGAAUGAGAUUACCAUAACCAAUUACAAAGAAAGGUUGUGUAGUGACGAAAUUAAAAAAUUGAUUAAAGAAGCUGAGAAUUACCUCGUUGAAGAUAAGAAAUUCCUAAAGCGGGAUGAAGUAAGGAAUGUUUUAGAUUACUGCAUUUACAAGACACGGAAUGCUUUAAAGCAAACAGAGCUUAAUUCAAAACUUUCGUCUCAAGAUAUCGACAAGAUCAAUUCUGCACUCACGACAGCGUCAAAUUUGCUUGAUAGUAACCAACAGGUUGAAAUUGAUGUUCUUGAAGGUCAUCUGAAAGAGCUUGAGAGUAUGUUUGAGUCCAUUAUUUUAGCCAAGAAGGAAUAG